Molecule: messenger RNA, 1758 nt
Organism: Trifolium pratense (red clover)
Lineage: Eukaryota; Viridiplantae; Streptophyta; Magnoliopsida; Fabales; Fabaceae
Product: mannan endo-1,4-beta-mannosidase 7-like
Exons: 5
Coding region: 180-1490 (436 amino acids)
Molecular function (GO): hydrolase activity, hydrolyzing O-glycosyl compounds
Source: RefSeq, a predicted model, not a curated record
AAGAGGCAAGACAAACUUCCUUUUCACUUUUCAUUGUCUUGCAACUGCCAAUUAAAUAGAUGCACUUUUUCGUUUCCUCUUACCACUCUCACUAAUCACUAUACUAAAGUUCUACAUACACAUUCAUAGUUUUUUCAGUGUAUCUAACACAAACUAAUAGAGAUAAUUGAAUAUCAAAGAUGAAACAUUUUGUUUUGUUUUUCCUUUUGGCCAUUUUGGUCCAUCAAGAGUACUAUUGUUUCAAUGUAGAAGCUUCUGGUGGUGAUGGUUUUGUAAGAACAAGAGGCAUCCACUUCAUGUUAAAUGGAAAUCCUUACUAUGCAAAUGGAUUUAAUGCUUAUUGGUUAAUGUAUACAGCUGCUGAUCCUUCCCAGAGAUUCAAAGUUUCAAAUGCUUUUCAUGAAGCAACUUCUCAUGGUCUUACUGUUGCUAGAACUUGGGCUUUCAGUGAUGGUGGUUAUAGUCCUUUACAAUAUUCUCCUGGCUUUUAUAAUGAACAAAUGUUUAAGGGGUUGGAUUUUGUUAUAGCUGAGGCUAGAAAGCAUGGGAUUAAGCUCAUACUAAGCUUGGUGAACAACUAUGAGAGUUUUGGAGGAAAGAAGCAAUAUGUGAAUUGGGCUAGAAGUAAUAAUGGACAGUAUUUGACAUCAGAUGAUGAUUUCUUUAGGAACCCUGUUGUUAAAGGUUUCUACAUCAACCAUGUUAAGACUGUUCUUAACAGGUACAACAGUUUUACUGGAAUUCAUUACAAAGAUGACUCAACAAUAAUGGCAUGGGAGCUUAUGAAUGAACCUAGGUGUACAUCAGAUCCUUCAGGAAGAACUAUUCAGGCUUGGAUUACGGAAAUGGCUUCUUUAGUAAAGUCAAUUGACAGGAAUCACUUGCUGGAAGCUGGACUUGAAGGGUUUUAUGGUCAAUCAACACCACAAAGGACACAAUUGAAUCCUGCUUUGAACAUAGGAACAGAUUUCAUUGCCAACAAUCGAAUCCCAGACAUUGAUUUUGCAACAGUUCAUUGUUACCCCGACCAAUGGGAACAAAAUUCAAAUGAGCAAGAUCAACUAGCAUUUUUGAAUAACUGGCUCAAUGCUCAUUUCCUAGAUGCACAAUAUGCUCUAAAGAAACCAAUACUUGUAGCAGAAUUCGGAAAAUCAUUCAAAGAUUCCGGUUACAGUACCUACCAGAGAGAUCAACUUUUCAAUACCGUGUACUACAAGAUAUAUGCGUCUGCGAAAAGAGGCGGUCCUGCGAGUGGAGCAAUGUUUUGGCAACUUCUUACCGAAGGAAUGGAAUCUUUCGACGAUGGAUAUGGAAUAACGCUUGGCCAGAGUUCUUCUACUGCUAAUGUCAUUGCUCAGCAAUCUCAUAAGUUAUACCUUAUUCGGAAGAUCUACGCGAGGAUUGCUAAUGAAAGAAGAUGGAAAAGAGCUAGAGGUAAUCGAAGGUCUUCGCGAUUUGGUGGAAAUAGAGGAGGACAAAUUGGGUUUUGAAAAUGGAAUUUGGAUUAGUAUUUACUUAUUGUUUGUGUUUUUAAAGUAAAGAGGUUUCGCUCUUUGAGAUGAAUCAGAAUGUUUAUUUCGUCCAAGAGGGUAACGUAACUAAAUUAUGUAUACAUGUUUUUAAUGUUAUGUAAUGCUUUCAGCUUCUCAUUUGUUUAUCAGAGAGCUGCUAGUGAUUUUUCAUUUGCAUGUACUUGUUUUUUGUUUGUCUAACAAUCACACUAAUAUUGUGAUAGUACUAUUAAUUUUUCAUGUUUUA